GUUAGUAUUGGAUUAGUUGUUUAAAUCAUGUUGGGUAGAUUAGACUAUAAAAAGAAACAAAACAAAACAUAAAGUCAACAAUCGAAAUAGUCUAUAGACCACCCAGAUUCAAGCGAGACAGAGAUUAGUCUAGCUACCAGUUGAUCACGCCCCGGGUUCAGACGUUCAAGUGGACAAGCUGCGUGCGUUGGGCUGGCCAAGUCAUUUGGUGCAUGGCAUGUCUUAUCGGCGCUAGCCUAGCCUACCUGGGGACCAACCCAACAGUGAGGCAGGCGAUGAGGAGGAGAGUGGGGGUUCCAAGAGAUCUAUUCAUCACCAAGGGGGAAGGUGUACUUCAUUCAGUAUGCCACCACUAUGAGUAGAGUAUGUUAUGAGUAGAAGAACAUUGACAUUCUCUGUAAAGAAAACAACUGCUUGGUACUAUUGGUCUACAUUUGGAGGGUGGUAAAAACUGCAAUUUAUUUGUUAAUUAGAUGAAGCAGUCCUAUAAUAGCCAGUGUGGAAGUGUAGACAUGUUUGAUAACUCGCAGUAUCCAUAUAACUGCUUCAACUAUGAUGGAGAUGGAUACCCUUCCUGCAGCACGGAUGAAGACAAGAAGAUGUGUCGACCCGCUUACAGUUACAUAGCAUUGAUAGCCAUGGCCAUCCAGCAGAGUCCAGAGCACCGGGUCACCUUGUCAGGGAUCUACGAGUUCAUCAUGAAACGCUUUCCAUACUACAGGUCUAACCAGAGAGCAUGGCAAAACUCCAUACGACACAACCUCUCUCUCAACAGCUGCUUCAUUAAGGUUCCCCGUACGGAGGGAAACGAGAAGGGGAAAGGCAACUACUGGACAUUCGCCACUGGCUGUGAGUCCAUGCUUGACCUCUUCGAGAACGGCAACUUUCGGCGUCGCCGGCGCCGACGCAACAUGAAAAUGGGUUUCAGAGAGCCUGGGGAGCCUUUCCUCCCAGUAGACAAUAACAAGAACAAUAACAUCAACAACCAACACGGCGGCUCCACCCGGCGGUCCGAUCCUAACCCUAACCCCAAACCAGACUCCUUCUGCCCCAUCAGCCCUGACCACAGACCAGGUCACCACACCCCCCUCAACCCAAACCAGCAGGAUAAACCAGAACCGGAGAUUAAAUUCAGUAUUGACUACAUCCUCUCCACUCCCAACCCCCCUCUGCCAGGCUUCAGACCUCCACGUAGUGGUACAACAGUGGCCCCCAUAAACGCUCUGGAGCCCCAACACCUGAACCUGCACUUCUGGACCAUGUGAGUGUCAUAGCCUUGCCUAUAAAGAGAGAUACUUCAUCUGAAAGACUGGAUGGUUUUUCCUCCAUAUCUGAAUUAGGAAAUUAAACGAUCCAAAGACUGCUUCCUUGUGCAAGGGGAGAUUUGAUUGACUUGUCCUGUAAAUAAAGAAUAUAGAGAGGUCCAGUAUUGUGCAAUGGAUCCUAGCUGAUUAUACUAAAUGUACAUCACUCUACACUCAAAUGAAGCUUGUACAGUGUUCAUAGUCUUGUCCCAAGGCAUAAAGGCUUACAUAAAGCUGUAUUCAUAAAGGAGGAUGUUCUGUUAUGAAGGUCUGUGAAAAUAAGUUUUCACCUAUAUUAUAUCGUUACUAUUUUAAGGACAGAAAUAAAUACACUGAGUAUGCUGACUGUAUGAGAAAGCUGAUAAAACUGAAGGCAGGGUGACCUGUGACUUCAUCAUCAUCAUAACCAGUAUCAAUAUUAAAAGAUAACAAUCUCAACAAUUGUUUUGGUUGGUGAAAGUGUCAAAGCAAUGAACAAGGUGAAGUGUACAUGUCACAAGCUGGUGCUCAGCCCCGUCAAUCCUUAUUGUUGUGAUUUAAGGCAAUUAUCAUGGGGUUAAUCAACCCAGGCCCUCUCCAAACCUCCUAAUCUUUCCCCAUGACCUUUUCAAUUCCCCUGAGACUGACACAUUCCACAUUUCAUCCAGACAUAUUAGAAUACAUUAUAUACAUAUAUUGUAUGAAGGAGACUAAAACAUGGGGUCUACACCGCUAACAUUUAUUUCCCUGUUAGGAGAAGGGAUAUCAAUCAUAGCAGGGUUUCUCUUGCUUGUUUGAAGGGACAAUUUUCAAUUUAACCUUUAUAUUAUGCCGUGACUGCAUCAUUCAGGACAGGAGGGGUUUCAACAGAACACAACAACACACUUAACAUGAGUGGCAUUUAAUAUAGCAUUACACUUGCAAGGUGAGACCGAGAUGUGACCCUAGUCAAAUAUAAGAAGGGGGCCGUGCUGCCGUAACAACACUGCCACAACUCACCCCCGCCCGGCCUGACGCAAUUAUAAUUAAACACACCGGCGUAUGCUUCCUUUCAAAUCCUGUGAUCGAUCAAUGAUAUUAACAUUCAUACCUGCUUGGCCCUCCAGCCAACGUCUAGCACCACCACUGUUAUGGAUCAGUAGGUUUCCAUUAACUAAGCUGUUGAUGUAAGGUGGCGCUGUGGAUGUAUUUGGGUAAAUUAACUUAGCAUAAAGUGCUGCAAGGCUGGGUCUGCUUCUGCGUCGGGUUUGUAUUGAGACACCAAAGAGAAAAUACACAUACAGGAGAGAAGUACUAUUAUUGUGUCCUAGAAUGGCCUCUAUUAAAUGACCGUUCCAAAUUCCAA
Messenger RNA from Oncorhynchus tshawytscha (Chinook salmon), 2628 nucleotides. RefSeq names its product forkhead box protein L3. The record is from RefSeq and is a predicted model, not a curated record. NCBI's taxonomy places the organism in Eukaryota, Metazoa, Chordata, Actinopteri, Salmoniformes, Salmonidae. Gene Ontology annotation, molecular function: DNA-binding transcription factor activity, RNA polymerase II-specific; RNA polymerase II cis-regulatory region sequence-specific DNA binding. The transcript has 4 exons. Gene Ontology annotation, biological process: cell differentiation; regulation of transcription by RNA polymerase II; anatomical structure morphogenesis. Bases 474 to 1265 code for a protein of 263 amino acids.